AUGAAGGCAUCAAUUCUCUCAACUGGGGCAAUGGCCGGAGUAGCCAUGGCAGCUGGCGUGACGCUGCCCAACGGGUGGUUUGCGAUUCCUCCCACAGCAAAAAUCGAGCCCGGAAAGUUCAAGGGCGAGCCGAGAUACCUUACAUGGAUGGCAGACUCGCAAAUUCAACACGGGGUGGAGCCUACUCUUGCAUACACGGUGUCGUCCUAUUACUCCGGCGUCAUGCUGGCAUAUGAGCGAACUGGGAAGCAGAAAUACUUGGACUACGUCAAGUAUGGAACCGACAUUCUCCUGUACCCGGAUCAAGAUGGGAGCAUAUUGAUGUACAACAAAAGCAACUCCAUCGACGACAUUCGCAUUGGCCAUACUUUUCUCGACAUUUACAACGCCACUGGAGAGGAGAUUUACAAAACGGCCGCACAAACUCUUCGUAACCAGAUUGAUCGCACUGGUCGUACUCCUGCCGGUGGUUUCUACCAUCGCUAUCCUGCCUACAUCGACCAGAUGUGGUUGGAUGGUAUCUACAUGCUCGAUGUGUACUACGCCCGGUGGACUCACGAAUUCGAGCCCAACAACAACACUGCGUGGGACGACAUUGCGCUGCAAUUUGAUCUCAUAGAUGCUGGAACCAGGGUUGAAAAGCGUACAAAUGGCCUGCCACUCCAUGGGUUCGACGUCAGCAAGACUCAGAUUUGGGCGGAUCCCGUCACCGGCGCCUCUCCACACGUUUGGGGAAGGGCUGUUGGAUGGUAUAUUAUGGCUCUUGUGGACACCUUGGACUACUUCCCCGAGAGCCACCCUGGACGAAAGCGCCUCCUCGGAUACUUGAAAUCCCUUUCCAAAGCCAUUGUCGCGGCUCAGGACAAGAGGACCAAGGGUUGGUGGCUCGUUAUGGAUCCUGGUCUGGAAGGUCGAUCCGGUAACUACAUUGAGAGUUCUGGAUCGGGAAUGUUCGUUUACGGAUUGCUCAAGGCUCACCGCAUGGGCUAUAUCAAAGAAAAAAAGUACCUCCAGGCAGCACUUGACGGCUACAAAUUGAUGACUGACACAUUUGCUUCACCACGGGGACGCGAUGAAGCUUUGGCGUACGAGUGGACUGUGCAAACCGGUAGCUUGAGUUCAAACGGAACAUUUGAGUACUAUGCUAGUAUGCCUCUAUUCGAGAACGAUCUCAAAGGCGUGGCCCCGUUCCUCUUCGCCAGCUACGAAUACGAGUUGCUUCAAAGUAAAUAG
This is a messenger RNA of Ilyonectria robusta, 1233 nucleotides long. Its product is annotated as cell wall glycosyl hydrolase YteR. The transcript has 2 exons. The coding region runs from base 1 to 1233 and encodes 410 amino acids. Gene Ontology annotation, biological process: carbohydrate metabolic process. Lineage: Eukaryota; Fungi; Ascomycota; Sordariomycetes; Hypocreales; Nectriaceae. The record is from RefSeq and is a predicted model, not a curated record.